This is a messenger RNA of Chelmon rostratus (copperband butterflyfish), 6073 nucleotides long. RefSeq names its product large tumor suppressor kinase 1 (gene lats1). The transcript is spliced from 8 exons. The record is from RefSeq and is a predicted model, not a curated record. Gene Ontology annotation, molecular function: protein serine/threonine kinase activity; ATP binding. Lineage: Eukaryota; Metazoa; Chordata; Actinopteri; Chaetodontiformes; Chaetodontidae. Gene Ontology annotation, biological process: regulation of organ growth; hippo signaling; positive regulation of apoptotic process. The coding region runs from base 289 to 3591 and encodes 1100 amino acids.
UGUUGUACUUGUCAUUCAGACAUCCCAGGAAUUCAACACGAUUAGGGAAAAGUCAGCGCGGCACGGCAAGGACAUUUUAAGUUAAAAUCAAGUACUUGUCACCCAGGGAGGUCAAGGAAAUAUCGUUUGUUGUCAGAAUAGGAAAGGUGUCGAGGAACGUGCCAGCUACAGACACUGCAGCAUGCAGAUGUGAGGGCAGACAUCAGAGACCCCUGUUAUCCUUUGCUGCAAACCUGGACUGCGUGACAUCUUCUUGAUCCCCUUUAUUGUCAUCAUACAUGCUCUUACAUGAAGAGAGGGGAGAAACCCGAAGGAUACAGACAGAUAAGACCCAAAACGUUUCCUACCAGUAACUACAGCGGCAACAGCCAACAAAUGCUGCAGGAAAUACGGAACAGUCUGCGCAACUUGUCCAAACCCUCUGACCCACCUAAAGUGGACAUUGGUGGAGCUGGAAAAAUGCUUCCAGAGGACCCAAGGCAACAGGGGCGCUGCAGCAACCCCAAAAACCCACACCAUAAGGCCUUGCAGGAGAUCCGCAAAUCCUUGAUGCCUUUUGCCAAUGAGCUCAGUACUUCAGGCUCUGAGGUGAACAAACACAUGUCACUGGAACCUCCGUUUGUUAUGUUUGAGGAGAGCAACAGUCGCAGUGUGGGGGCAGACUACAUGGGUAAGGUGAGCUACCAGGACUCGAUGAGAGAACAGAUGGCUGUUGCCAACUCCAACACUACAGGUCUUAAAGCCCCAGGAGCUUCUCAUAUCCAGCAGGCUGUACUGAGGAGGCCAAGCUGGAAAGGUUCUAAGGAGUCCUUGGCUCCUCGACAUGGUCCUAUCAUGGUGGAUGGAAUUAUGUACCGCUCAGACAGCCCUGGACCACCUCCUGCUUUCCCACAGGGUCACCCUGCUAACAGCCAGAGAGUCAAUCCUCCACUGCCACCUCAGGUGCGCAGUGUCACACCUCCACCAAACCGUGGUGCCAUGCCUCCUGCACCAUCCUGGGACAGCAACCCAUCAAUCAAGCGCUACUCAGGCAACAUGGAUUACCUUGUGCCUCGCAUCUCUCCGGUACCUCAGGGUGCUUGGCCUGAUGGGUACCAAGCUACAGCACCUCAGAAUCAGCGUGGGAUCAGCCCAGUGCCAAUGGGCCACCAGCCCAUCAUAAUGCAAAGCUCUGGAGGAAAUAAGUUCACCUUCCCCUCCAGCUGGUCUCAGAGUGGCUCCCCUCAAUCAGACUACAUGGCGGGGGGCAGCAGACAGCCUCCUCCCCCGUACCCAGUCAACCAGAGCAGUCGGCACAGUCCCACUGACCAGAUGCAGGCAGGAGGACCUGCAUCGUCUCCUUCAUACGUAAACGGUGGAAACAUCCCUCAGUCCAUGAUGGUUUCCAACCGGAACAGUCACAACCUUGACAUGUACAACAUAGGUCCUCCUCAGUCCUGGUCCCAGGCUCCUCUGGCGCCCAACCAGUCCCAGUCUUCCUCUGGCAACAGCAGCAACCAGGAUCUGUCCCCAUCCUGGCAGCAUAACAUGCCGGUCCGCUCUAAUUCCUUCAACAACCACCAGCUGAACGGCAGACCAGCCCACCCGGCCAGCUCCCAGCCGUCUGCCACCACAGUCACUGCCAUCACCCAGGCUCCCAUCCUGCAACCAGUCAAAAGCAUGCGUGUCCAGAAACCUGAGUUACACACGGCUGUCGCGCCCACACACCCUCCAUGGAUGCAGCAGGCUCCACCACCUCCAGCUGCACCCGCUUACCAAGAACCUCCAGCCCCUGUACCUCAGAUCCCUGUUGUAGCAGAAGUUCCAAGCUACCAGGGCCCCCCUCCGCCAUAUCCUAAGCAUCUUCUCCAGCAGCAGGCUGCACCCUGCCCCCCUGCCUAUGACCCAGGUGCCAAUAAGCUUGGCACAGGCAGAGAGGAGACCACCGAAGAGGAGAGCAGCGGUGGUGAUGGCACCCGAGACAAGAUGACAGAAACUCCAGAAAUGACCACAGCGACAGAGAAGGAGAAGAAGCAAAUCACGACAUCCCCUGUUCCUGUCCGCCGGAACAAGAGAGACGAAGAGCGGCGAGGGGAGUCUGGAAGAGUCGCACUGUACUCCCCCCAGGCCUUCAAGUUCUUCAUGGAGCAACAUGUGGAGAAUAUCCUAAAGAACCAUCAGCAGAGGAUUCGGAGGAGGAAGCAACUGGAAAGUGAGAUGCAAAGGGUGGGUUUGUCUUCAGAAGCUCAGGAGCAGAUGCGUAUGAUGCUCUGCCAGAAGGAGUCCAACUACAUCCGCCUGAAGCGGGCCAAAAUGGAUAAAUCCAUGUUCAAACGAAUCAAGACCCUCGGCAUCGGAGCCUUCGGUGAGGUGUGCUUGGCCAGAAAAGAGGACACGGGGGCGCUGUACGCCAUGAAAACACUCCGUAAGAAGGAUGUGCUACUGAGAAACCAGGUGGCCCACGUCAAGGCGGAGAGGGACAUCCUGGCUGAGGCUGACAACGAGUGGGUUGUACGGCUCUACUACUCUUUCCAGGACAAGGACAACCUAUACUUUGUCAUGGAGUACAUCCCCGGAGGGGACAUGAUGAGUCUUCUCAUCCGGCUCGGCAUCUUCAAAGAAGAGCUCGCCCAGUUCUACAUCGCUGAACUCACCUGUGCUGUGGAGAGCGUCCACAAGAUGGGCUUCAUCCACCGAGACAUCAAGCCCGAUAACAUCCUCAUAGACCGAGACGGACACAUAAAGCUGACCGACUUCGGCCUUUGCACCGGCUUUCGCUGGACACACGACUCCAAGUAUUACCAGAGUGGUGACCACGUGAGGCAGGACAGCAUGGACUUCAGUAAGGAAUGGGAAGAUCCAGCCAACUGCCGCUGUACAGACCGCCUGAAGCCUCUGGAGAGGAGAAAGGCCCGGCAGCACCAGCGCUGUUUGGCACAUUCGCUGGUGGGGACGCCCAACUACAUCGCGCCAGAAGUGCUGCUCCGAACAGGAUACACCCAGCUCUGUGAUUGGUGGAGUGUUGGUGUGAUCCUGUAUGAAAUGGUUGUCGGACAGCCUCCCUUCUUAGCGACCACACCCCUGGAGACACAGCUGAAGGUGAUAAACUGGAAGAGCAUGCUGCACAUUCCGCCGUCGGCUAAGCUCAGCCCCGAGGCGUCGGACCUCAUCGUUAAACUGUGCCGGGGCCCAGAGGACCGCCUCGGCAAGAACGGCGCCGACGAAAUCAAGGCUCACCCUUUCUUCAAGACCAUCGACUUCUCCAGCGACCAGCGGCAGCAGGUGGCGCCCUACAUCCCCACCAUCGCUCACUCCACGGACACCUCCAACUUCGACCCCGUGGACCCGGAUAAGCUGUGGAGCAGCGACAGCGACGGCGAGGACAACCUCAACGACACCCUCAACCUCUGGUUCCGCAACGGCAAGCACCCCGAACACGCCUUCUACGAGUUCACCUUCCGCCGCUUCUUCGACGACAACGGCCACCCGUACAGCUGCCCCAAACCCAUCGAAUAUGAGGGCUACAACGGGGAUGAGGCGGACUCAGAGGGCCCGGUGCAGGAGGCAGGAGGCAGCUCAGCAACUCAGGGCCGAGACCUGGUCUACGUGUAGCUUCUGAGGCCAGUUGAGCUGCUUGUACAUAGCGAGUUUGUGAAGUGUGUGUGCGUGUGUGUGUGUGUGUGUGUGUGAAGGGGAUUGCACCGGUGCAGCAUUGAAGUCCUUGAACACAGGAAGGUAUGUUUUUAGGAGCAGUCGGAACGCUCUGCAGCACGCGCUCACAUUAACAAACUUUGAUUACGAAACCAGACGUUCACACAGGAAUAGUUCACCAUUUUUGGAAAUUACUUUCAUUCACUUUGUUGCAGAAAAAUUAGGCGAAGAGAUCGAGAGACUGUUUUCAUUUUCUAUAGUAAAUAUGAAGCUACUGUUUGCUCCAGCUUCAUAUUUACCUUCCAGAUAUGAGAGGGGCAUCAACUUCCUUCCUUGCCUGGAAAUCUUCACAGGAACAGAAAGCAGAAAAGAAAUCAGAGUGCUCUGUUCACGACUUAUCGCAAAUCCCCUUAAAGCCUUAAUUUAUUUAAUAAAUCGUAACUGGUGAUGCUAGUGUAGAUGCUGUUUGAGUGUGGGAAUUCUUGUUGGAAUUACAUUUAUUGGUAAAAAUCGUCUUAAUUUAUAUUUUAAUGUUGCAAUGGGGAUUUAGUGUUGUGAUUCAUAGAAAUUUGCAGGGAUAAAUUGCUCUAAUUAUUCAUUGCUGUGCCUUUUUUUUAAUCUUUUUUGUUACCUUUCACCAAAUAUAAAGAGGGUUAAUAAUCAGACUGGCAUUUUAAAAUGAGAGUAGCAGUAGCUGAUUGAACUACAGUAGGCUUGUGUUGUUUUAUUUUUCUAAUUUAUACCUAAAGUGUAUUUAUAAAUUAAGUUGUAUACAGUUGAUGUAAAUAUUUUUCUCUUCCCUGUCAGCUGAUUUUGUUUCUUAGGGCAGGCCCUCAUCAGUGUCCACCGCUGCUGCCUUCUGUCAACAUGUCGAGUGCUUUUCUGUCUCUCUUACACCCAAAAUAACACUAAUUCACUCUGGAUGGAUUUUAAUUCUUUUUGUGUAACUAAACUGUCAUUCAGACUUCAUGCCCGUCGCUCAACCAAAGCACUAAAUAGGUGGGUGUCGACAUUUCUUCUGCAACAGCCCACAUUUAGAAAAUAACGAUCACAAGACGGUGAAAUUAGUUUUUUGUGGCGUUCCUGCACCAUCAGCCAGCUUUUAGGCACCCGACCACUUCAUACUAUAGUUCUCCACAUUGUGUCCGAGGAGCUGGGAGAGACUUGAAAGCUUAAAACCCAGCUGCUUCAAAAUAAUUCUCUUAUUUCGCAUCUUUGAGAAACACCACAGCGGCCGCUGUGCUGAUUGAAAAGAGAAACUGGAUUGACGGACUGACGGUGGAGAGAACCGCUCUUCAUCGCGUAUCAUGAUGAUUCUGUAACCCGCUGUACUUUUCUUCGUGUUUAGGAAAAGAUCUCUGAAUGUAGUUCUGGACUUCGUGGUGACCACUGGCACUCUGCACUGGUUUUGUGUUUUCAUUGUAAGUGAGAGAAUUUUAUUUUUGUGUACGUUGGGAGGUUGGGUACAGGGAAGAGGGUGAUAAAUAAAGAAUGUAAAGAACAAAAUGUUUUACAUGCACACCAACUGUGUUGUAUUGUUAUUAGUAUCAUCGAUUAGUAACAGAUUACUGGACGGGUGAUUUAGAUCAGGGCUGCAGCUAGCAUUUAUUUUUAUUACCAAUUGACAGUGAUAUUUAUAAAAUAUCACAAUUAACUGAAGCCCAGGGUGACAACUUUAAAUGUUUUGUUCAAACAACAGUCCAAACUCAGAUACUCAGUUUACUAUCAUGCAUUAACUAUUGUGAUUACAGUAUUGUUUUACUAGUUGUUGUUGCAAAAAUCUAUUUGGAAACCCAUCAAAAAUGUUGUUUUGCUAGUUUUGUGCCACACAACUACAAUUCAUCACACUAAUUGAAUCUUGUAAUUGCUCCAGGAAGUGCUGAUAUAUCAGCAUGGUUAGAAGCUUUGGUCUUUAAUGAUCUUUGAUGCAGAGAUGCCAUGGUGUAACAGGGAAAUGUCUAAACUUAAUAAACCUUUCAGUACACUGCGAAAAGGUACAUUUGCAUUAAAUGGAUACAAUAGAAGGUUUAAGGAGUUUUCAAGUAAACAAGCGGUAUUGGUUAAAGGACUUUCUGUUUUGUCUUGCAGAAAAGAAAAUACAUUAAACUUUGGUGAUCUGCAGUUAAAGUUUCCAUACAGAUAAAAGCUUGUGCUCAACAUGAGACUAUGUGAACAGGAAAUAAUGGCCUAAUAUGGUCAGGUUUUGACAGCAGGCUUGGUCAGGCAGAUUUAAGAAGCAUGCUGGUGUGAUGAUUUUAAGGGUGCAGCCACCAGAGGGCACCAGACAAAGACUAGUUACCAUCAUUUAAAAGGCAGCAGAGAUGUAAUUUCAACCAAUAGCAACUUUCCAGCUGUCUGCCUAAAAUAAGAGGAAAGAUAUUAGAUCAGUAUGAAAAUUUCACGCGUUCAGUUUUACUCAAACACAAGACAAUUAGAUGUUUAA